CCCUUUCUUGAUUCUAACCACACCUACCUAGCAGACGUGUCGCCGAAUGUAACCACAACGAAACUGGAUUUUCAUACUCAAUUCUGAACGCUCACCGCAUGGUCAGUAAUUUAGAACAGUUUUAGUCAAAUGUGUAACUUAUCUAUUCAUAGUUUUUCGGGAAUAAAACGAUAGGUAUUUGAGAUGAGCGAUACGGAAGGAGAAGACGGCGGCGAAAUGUCAAAGACCGAGAAAGAUCAGAGCUGGAUACCCAAAAUUAUCAAGAAACGAGUGUGCACAACUUUCGUAGAGGAUUCUUUCAGUAAUGGCAGGCUGUGUCAGUGUGGGGGUACGCGGGACACCCAUGAGUCAGUGGCUCUGGGGGACUAUUUCAGCACAGCCAUCGUCAGCCACUGGGACAGCUCCCAGCAUUCCUCCGAGUACCCCACCGACGCCUUCGGAGAGCUGGAGUUCGCCGGUGCCAGCAAGAGACACAGCAAAUUCCUGCGUCUCUCGUGGGACACCCCUCCUUCCAUCGUCUACACCCUGAUGACGGUCCACUGGGGGCUACCUCCGCCCAACCUGGUGGUGUCAGUGGUGAGCGGGGAGGGUAGAGCAAAGGUCAAGACGUGGGUACGGGAGGUCCUGAGGCAGGGAUUGGUCAAAGCCUCCCAGAGCACAGGAGCGUGGAUACUGACUGGAGGCCUGCGUGAGGGUGUAGGGAGGUGUGUAGGGGAAGCGGUAAGGGACCAUGCCACCGCUGCCUCAUCUGUCUCCCUGAACAAGGUGGUGGCUCUGGGCAUCGCUCCCUGGGGCCUGGUCCACAACCGCCAGCAGCUGGUCAAUCCGCAGGGUAGCUUCCCUGCUAGGUACUACUUCCAGAACAUGUCCCGUGACUCAUGUUGCCUGGACAACAACUACCAGGCCUUUCUUCUGGUGGAUGAUGGGAGUGUAGGCCGCAGAGGGGGCGAGGCAGGCUUCAGGGCCCGGCUGGAGGACUACAUUUCCCAUCAGCGCACAGGCAUCUGGGGCAGUGGAAGCAUUGACAUCCCCGUCCUGUGCAUGCUGAUAUCAGGAGAGACAACCAUGCUAGAGCGGUUGGAUCUCUCUCUGAGGACCUCCAUGCCCUGGCUGGUGCUGGCGGGGUCGGGUGGUGUGGCCGACCUCGUCAGUGACGUCCUGGAGAGCCUAUCGUCUGCGCCCCCUGUCCUGUCCUCCCCCGAGGGGGAGGGGGAGGCGGGACCUAGUGUGGACCUUAAAGACAGAGUGGCCGAGAUGGUUAGGAAGCACUUUCCAUCCGAAACAGAGAUAGACAAACUGGUAGAACGGGUUCUGAGCAUCUACCUGAACAGGGAUCUGAUCACUGUCUACCACGGAGAGCAGGAGGGACCAGAUGACUUUGACACGGUCUUGCUCAAAGCCUUGGUUAGAGCGAGUAAGCAGCGUGUGUCAAGUGAAGCCAGCCCCUACACUGAGGAGCUGAAGCUGGCGGUUACCUGGAACAGAGUGGACAUCGCCAAGAGUGAGCUCUUCAAUGGAGACAUCCACUGGAGGUACCAGGACUUGGAGGACUCCAUGACGGACGCGUUGAUCAACGACAAGCCACAAUUCGUGCGCCUCUUCACCGAGAACGGACUCAACAUCCUAGACUACCUGACCUAUGGGCGGCUGGAGAGCCUCUACCGCUCGGUGGCCGACAGCUCUCUAGCCUACGUCCUGCUGCAGCGCCGCCUAGGGGAGCGCCAGAGUAUGACAGGCUCGCAGGCCAUGCUGCCGGAUGUCUCUCCCACCAAAGGGUCUGGUGGGCCGCCAGGGGGGCGGCGGCCUGCGAAUAAGUUCAGUUUAUUUGAGGUGUCGAGAGUCCUGGAGGACUUGAUGGGGGAUGUGUGUCAGCCAUUUUACCACUCACCACUGGAACUGGAGAACAUCUCCUCCCAGAGAAAGGCUCUCAGGCGUGUGAGUAAGCUGUUGCGGGGUGACUGUUUGUACCAGGACAGGCGCUGUCUCUUUCCUUGGGCUAGUCUCUUCGUCUGGGCUGUGCUGCAGAACCGCAAAGACAUGGCCGUCUUCUUCUGGGAGAUGGCAGGCGAGUCGGUCCUCAGUGCUCUGAGCGGCUGUAAGAUCCUACGGGAGCUGUCCAAGCUGGAGAGCGAGACGGAGACCAAGCUGGCCAUGAAGGAGCUAGCGCAGAGGUUCGAGAACCUGGCUCACGAUGUAUUCAGUAAGUGUUACCAGAGCAGUGAGAGUCGCUCCUUCACCCUGCUGAUCAGGAAGUCUCCCGUAUGGGGAGGGACCACCUGUCUAAAGAUGGGCGUGGCCGCCGACGCCCGCCUCUUCUUCAGCCACGAUGGAGUACAGUCUCUCCUGUCUCAGAUCUGGUGGGGGGAUAUGAAGAGGAGCACGGAGGUGUGGAAACUCCUCCUCACCUUCUUCUGUCCCGUUCUGAUGUACACCCAGCUCAUCUCCUUCAGGGAAUUGGAGGAGCCGGGGAAGCCUGACGAGGUUGCUCAGGGUAGAGACAAUGACAGCCUUUAUGGAGAAACAAUUUUCUCCUUCUCUGACAUCAAGCACAUUGAACAUCAUACACAGGGUCCUAAUAGUCCCAGAUAUCAUCUAAAAGGCACGCCCGACACCCCACCUAAACGGCCUUUUGUGGUAUCCCGAUGGCGGCAGUUUUGGUUCGCACCUGUCACUUCCUUUUUAGGCAACGUUCUGAUGUACUUCCUGUUCCUUCUGCUGUUUGCCUACGUGCUAUUGGUGGACUUUAAGCCGCCACCCCCGCGAGGCCCCGCUUUCGCCGAGUGUGUGUUGUACUUCUGGGUGUUCACCAUCGUCUGUGAGGAGAUCCGAGAGACGUUCUUAGUGGGCAGCAUGAUGUGGCGUCAGAGGAUGAGGAAGUACAUCCAGGACGUUUGGAACAAGUGUGACCUCACCGCCAUCAUACUCUUCAUCAUAGGCCUCAACUGCAGAAUGUUCCAGUGGUCCUAUGAGUUUGGCCGAGCAGUCCUGUGUGUGGACUACAUGGUCUUCACACUUCAUCUCAUCCACAUCUUCGCCAUUCACAAACAACUGGGGCCAAAGAUCAUCAUCGUCGGCAAGAUGAUGAAGGAUAUCUUCUUCUUCCUCUUCUUCCUUGGUGUGUGGCUUAUGGCAUAUGGGGUGGCCAAUCAAGCACUGCUGUACUCCUAUGACCCUCGCCCCGCCUGGAUCUUCCGGCGCGUGUUCUACAGGCCGUACCUGCACAUAUUUGGACAGGUCCCAGUGGAGGAAAUAGAUGUGAGGAAGGAGUGGGACACGGAGUGCACUGACAAUGUGACGCUGAUCGAGGGAGGCGCGGAGCCCUGCAGGAGCCAUUAUGCUAACUGGCUAGUGAUUGUCUUACUGGUCAUCUACCUACUGGUCACCAACAUCCUGCUCAUCAACCUACUCAUCGCCAUGUUCAGUUACACAUUCUCCAAGGUGCAGGGCCAAAGCGACACCUACUGGAAGUUCCAGCGCUACAACCUGAUUGUGGAGUACCACUCCCGGCCCUCCCUUGCUCCCCCCUUCAUUAUCCUCUCCCACGUUCACCUAUUUAUCAAGAGAUACAUCCGCAAGGUACCCUCGGUCAAGAUCCUCCAUUUUGUAUUGGAGCUGACGGGGAAAGCAGCUAACAGGUUAAUGACAUGGGAGGCCAUUCAGAAGGAAAACUUCCUGACAGCCCAGAGCAAGAUCCAGAGAGGGAGCGACUCGGAGAGGCUCAAACGGAUGUCAGUCAAGGUGGACAGUGUGCUGAAACAGAUGGCUGAGACAAGGGAUCAUGAUCGCAGACUGAGGGCUCUGGAAUCGGAGUUGGAGUAUUGCUCCAGUGCACUCAGCUGGAUAAUGGAAGCACUCUCACAGAGCAACAUGGUCAAACCCACUCGACCACCGCCAACACCUAGAGAGCCAUUCCCUACCCCCUCCUCUUCCAUCUGAUCCUGUCUUUGUUUACAUGCCAAGCCAUUCAGGGUCACUGAAAGGAAAAGUUGAAACGCUGUUUCUUUCCACUUCGGCUGCUUCUUUAUCAACAAGGGACCACUGCUGCCAAUUGUUUUUGUUGCCAUUUUAAAUUGUCUUUAUUCGUUAAGGUUGUGUAUUUCAUUUUUAAAAAGACAACAGUUGGAACCAGGGGAAAGGGCUGUUGAAUAACUUUUUUUUUAUGAGGGCUAUGUUUUUUUAAGGGGUAAUGUGAUAUACUAUGUAUUUGUCAAAUACUUUUUUGCACAAUUUUUUUUUACUUUUUGAAGUUUACAUGUUUUAUAUUGGGUAUUUGUCACUGCAUCUAGACCAGUCCUAGGUUCAUAAUGUACAUUUUGUGUUAGAGGUAUCUGACAUAUUUUAGGACAUACAGUUGAAGUCAAAGUUUACAUACACCUAGCCAAAUACAUUUAAACUCAGUUUUUCACAAUUCUUUACAUUUAAUCCUAGUAAAAAUCCCUGUCUAGGUCAGUUAGGAUCACCACUUUAUUUUAAGAAUGUGAAAUGUCAGAAUAAUAGUAGAGAGAAUUAUUGAUUUAUUUCUGCUUUUAUUUAUUUCAUCACAUUCCCAGUGGGUCAGAAGUUUACAUACACUGAAUUUGUAUUUGGUAGCAUUGCCUUUUAAAUUGUUUAACUUGGGUCAAAAGUUUUGGGUAGCGUUCCACAACCUUCCCACAAUAAGUUGGGUGAAUUUUGGCUCAUUCCUCCUGACAGAGCUGGUGUAACUGAGUCAGGUUUGUAGGCCUCCUUGCUCGCACACGCUUUUUCAGUUCUGCCCACAAAUUUUCUAUAGGAUUGAGGUCAGAGCUUUGUGAUGGCCACUCCAAUACCUUGACUUUGUUGUCCUUAAGCCAUUUUACCACAACUUUGGAAGUAUUGUUUGGGGUCAUUGUCCAUUUGGAAGACCCAUUUGCGACCAGGCUUUAACUUCCUGAUUAAUGUCUUGAGAUUUUGCUUCAAUAUAUCCACAUAAUUUUCCUCCAUGAUGCCAUCUAUUUUGUGAAGUGCACCAGUCCCUCCUGCAGCAAAGCACCCCAACAACAUGAGUCUGCCACCUCCGUGCUUCAUGGUUGGGGUGGUGUUCUUCGGCUUGCAAGCCUCCCCCUUUUCCUCCGAACAUAACAAUGGUCAUUAUGGCCAAAAUGUUAUAUUUUUGUUUCGUCAGGUCAUAGGACAUUUCUCCCAAAAGUAAGAACUUUGUCCCCAUGUGCAGUUGCAAACCGUAGUCUGGAUUUUUAUGGCGGUUUUGGAGCAGCGGCUUCUUCCUUGCUGAGCGGUCUUUCAGGUUAGAGUCAAUAUAGGACUCGUUUUGCUGUGGAUAUAGAUACUUUUGUACCUGUUUCCUCCAGCAUCUUCACAAGGUCCUUUGCUGUUGUUCUGGGAUUGAUUUGCACUUUUCGCACUAAAGUACGUUCAUCUCUAGGAGACAGAGUGCAUCUCCUUCCUGAGCGGUAUGACGGCUGCAUGGUCCCAUGGUGUUUAUACGUGCCUACUAUUGUUUGUACAGAUGAACGUGGUACCUUCAGGUGUUUGGAAAUUGCUCCCAAGGAUGAACCAGACUUGUGGAGGUCUACAAUUUUUUUUUUUUUUUUUGGCUGAUUUCUUUUGAUUUUCCUAUGAUGUCAAGCAAAGAGGCACUGAGUUUGAAGGUAGGCCUUGAAAUACAACCACAGAUACACCUCCAAUUGACUCAAAUGAUGUCAAUUAGCCUAUCAGAAGCUUCUAAAGCGAUGACAUAAUUUUCAGGAAUUUUCCAAGCUGUGUAAAGGCACAGUCAACUUUGUGUACGUAAACUUCUGACCCACUGGAAUUGUGAUACAGUGAAAUAAUCUGUCUGUAAACAAUUGUUGGAAGAAUUACUUGUGUCAUGCACAAAAUAGAUGUCCUAACCAACUUGUUAAAACUAUAGUUUGUUAACAAGAAAUUUGUGGGUUGGUUGAAAAAUGAGUUAUGACUCCAACCUAAUUGUAUGUAAACUUCUGACGACAACCGUAGAUUGCUGUAUUCAUUCUUAAUUAAUUCUGCUUGCAGUCAGGUCCAGUAUUAGUCACGUCUGUAUUACAUUUGUUUCCAACCACUAGAGCUCUGCUACCCGAGCCCGACGGGGCCCAACAUUAUACAUUCGGGUAGGGUCUGUUUUUCUUUAUCAAUAACUAGGGUAUGGCUCGGGUAUCACAAAAUUGAUCACCAUCUUUUUGAAGCUGAGCCAUUUGCUCAUGCUCUGCUACGCAGUAGAGUCAUUUCUGACUGAUAUGAUGACAUGGUGUCAGAAUUGCUUCAACCUCGUCAAAUAUAAAUCAGGAGAGAUUAUUUAACAGAAAAGAAUAAUGUACCUUGAGUUUUGAGCAGAGCAGUCCAAGCGGAGCCAUUGUUAUGGAUAUUCCCCGACUCAGAGCACAGGGAGCGAGUGACAGACAGAAGAGCAGCUAAUGUUUUUACUAACGGGAAGUUAUUUCGGGUUUCAUUUAUAGAGUUUUAAAUGUGGCAGAAGCAAUCGGGUCUUGGUAGGUUAGGGCCUAAAUGUCACAGGCAAGGGUAGGAUUUGGGCUUAAAAUUCCUGCCCGUGCAGUUCUCUGCAAUACAACUCAUGUACAAUGCAUUUGACACAAUGGAUAUUUUUGUGAUACAUCUGAGUUCGUCUGGAUAAAGAAUUUGACACAACCACCACAACGGAAAAACUUUGUUAUAUAACAACAGUUGCAUCAAAAGGGUUGUGUAACCCAAGUGUGUACAGGGCCGUUGUUACACUAUUGGCCAUUCAUGUCAUUUUAGCCAUGUUCUGCAUUGAAAGGAUAGAAGGCUUUUGUAACUUCUCAGCUGAAAUGGGUCAUGUGGAAUGGCGUGAUCAACACAUACUGUAUAACACGUAGUCACAUUUCCUAAGCAUUAAGUUGCCUCGCUGUCUUUCCAUCUUGCAUACCCUGACUCAUAUGUGUGUAUCAUGUUAUGCAGCUUCUGAUCUUGUACUUCAAUUCAAUAAUAGCCAUACUCAGUUGUAGAAUUGUGAUGAUUCUGUAAGGUUGAUCCGUAAGGAAGUACCAUUUAGUAUUAGUAUAACCCAUAUCUGCAGUGAUGUGACCAAAACAUAUAAAUGUGCUACAGGGUUACAGACUGUGCUAUACUAGCCAACUAUACAGGACAUGUAUUUUAACUUGACUCUUUUUGUGAAACCAUCAUUUACAUUUUUUUUUUACUUGAUUUACAGAUUUUCAGAUAUAACAACAAAAAUAACACAACCCAAACCUCUCAUUCUCCCCUCCCUCCCUUCACUCCCUCCGAAGCCUUCUAUAAAAGUAAGUUAAAAAGGAAAGAAAAACAUAAACAAACAGUAUUAGAAACAAAAACAAUGGUUAAAAAAAAGUUUUAUAUAAAAAUUAUUAUCGGAAUAAAUGGCCACUAGAACAGACAUCACUGCUUACCAAACUAUGCAAGUUACACUAAGUAAAAGACAGGCUCUCCACUUAUUGUAUUAAUGGGAGACCAGGUUAAGUUAAACCUUUGUCGGGACCCAUGCACAGUGUACCUAACCUUCUCCAGAGGCAGAGAUGACAUCACCUCCUUAACCCACUGCAUAAAGGAGGGCGGCUUUGCAGACUUCCAGUGAAAGGGGACAAGGUGGCGAGCAAGCAGCGAGGUAGCAUUCUGGUCUAGGGGAUGUACCCCAAAAAUGGCAGUGACUGGGUUGGGGCUAACAGUUGUAUUACACAUAUGUGAGAGUGCCUCAAAAAUGGUGUCCCAGAGGCCACUCAAAGAUUGGCAUGACCAAAACAUGUGUCUCACAGUCACUGAACUCUGGUGGCAUCUCAAACACUUGGCAUCAACAUUUAGGUAUAUUUUUACCAAUCCGUCAUUUGAGUAAUGGAGUCGGUGCAAAAUUAUAAUGUGUGGAUAUGCUCAAUACUUUGUGGCCAUAUAUCAUCGGGUAGCUCGCCACCUAUGUCUUGCUUACCUCCAAUGAAUGACAGCUCUUCCUCUGGCCCUAUGUUUCUGUGUGUGUGCGUAUGUGUGUGUGUGUGUGUGUGUGUGUCCAGGCUGCAUGGUAGGUGUCAGGCUACGAGCUGUUGUAAAGUUAAAAAAAAAAUAAAAAAAAAUAUAAAGUCUAAAUAAAACAUAAUAAAAAGUACAUUUGAAUGACACUAAGUGGCAGUGUUUUUACAACUAAUGCCGGUUUGCCUGAGGCUGAUGCCAUGCAUGUGUUUGUACACAUGCAUAUACACACACUCUCAUUCAAAUAAACACAUACAAUAACACACACAUACAUGUAAUAGUGCCAGACAUGCACACAAACAUAUACAGUUGUGUGCAUGUCUGGCAUUGCCGUUAUGAUUUUAGUUGUCCUUGAUGUCCUUUGUUUUAUAUUAUUAUAUAUUAUUUGUUUUAUCAUAUUAUUAUUUUUUUACUUGCAUUGUUGUUUGCUGUUUUCUUCUGUCUUUUCCUUUUUUCUCUUUAGUUCAUUAUUUUGGUUGUUGGUGCAUUGGGGUGUUCUUGGUGGUGGGGAAUGGAAUUAUUAUAUUUUUUAAAUAUAUACACUGCUCAAAAAAAUAAAGGGAACACUAAAAUAACACAUCCCAGAUCUGAAUGAAUUAAAUAUUGUUCAUGAUUCUAG
Oncorhynchus keta (chum salmon) is the source of this 8584-nucleotide messenger RNA. Its product is annotated as transient receptor potential cation channel subfamily M member 4-like. The transcript has 27 exons. The coding region runs from base 184 to 3936 and encodes 1250 amino acids. The record is from RefSeq and is a predicted model, not a curated record. NCBI's taxonomy places the organism in Eukaryota, Metazoa, Chordata, Actinopteri, Salmoniformes, Salmonidae. Gene Ontology annotation, biological process: calcium ion transmembrane transport. Gene Ontology annotation, molecular function: calcium-activated cation channel activity; ligand-gated calcium channel activity. Gene Ontology annotation, cellular component: membrane.